Molecule: messenger RNA, 1733 nt
Organism: Cryptomeria japonica (Japanese cedar)
Lineage: Eukaryota; Viridiplantae; Streptophyta; Pinopsida; Cupressales; Cupressaceae
Product: aldehyde oxidase GLOX
Exons: 1
Coding region: 30-1679 (549 amino acids)
Source: RefSeq, a predicted model, not a curated record
CGAGAUUUGAUCUCCAAUCUUUUACCACAAUGAAGGGCCAACUGGUAUCAAGCAAGGUCCUGAUACAAGUCAUGAUGCUGCUAUGUUCUGUAACUAGUUGUUUGAGAGUCGAAGCAGAAAAUGCCCAGAAGGGGAGAUGGGAGCUUCUUCUGGAGAAUGCCGGAGUGUGUGCAAUGCAUAUGGCGCUCACACAAGCCAACAAAGUGCUCAUAUUCGACCAGACCCUGGCCGGUCCGUCAAAGAUAAGGAGAACUGACCCGCCCUGUAAUAAUAACCGAAGCAAAUCGGCAAAAGAAGACUGCUGGGCGCACUCAGUGGAAUACGACAUUGCCACCAACAAGGUCAGGCCUCUGCAUUUAGUUACCGACACCUGGUGCUCAUCGGGCUCGUUUGUCAGUAAUGGCACGCUUGUCCAGACAGGCGGGUGGAACACUGGCAACCAGAUCACCCGCUACUUCACACCAUGCUCCAACAUGUCCUGCGACUGGAUCGAAUCCCGGACCCGGCUGUCCUCUCCACGUUGGUAUGCUUCCGAUCAGAUUCUCCCGGACAACCGGGUCAUCGUCGUGGGUGGCCGCAGAUCAACCAGUUAUGAAUUUGUGCCUAAGCGUCGACCCGAGGAGGGAGUCUUCCAGCUCCCGUUUCUGGUCCAGACAACCGAUGCCAAGGAGAACAAUUUGUAUCCCUUUCUCCAUCUCUCAUCUGACGGUAAUCUCUUUAUCUUUGCCAACAGGGAUUCCAUUCUCCUCGACUACACCCACAACCGGGUGGUCAGAACAUUUCCCAGAAUGCCAGGCGGUGGGGCACGGAACUACCCGUCCUCCGCUUCGUCGGUCAUGCUCCCGCUUGACUACUCUGAUAAAUUUCAGCGCGUGGAAGUCAUGAUCUGCGGAGGUGCUGCAGAAGGAGCCUACGAAAUGGCUCACCAGGACCAAACUUUUUUGCUAGCGUUGAACAGCUGUGGGAGAAUGGAGAUCACGUCACAGAACCCGUUCUGGCGAAUGGAGGAGAUGCCCGGGCCAAGGAUAAUGGGCGACAUGAUCAUCCUUCCGAACGGGGAGAUUCUGAUAAUAAACGGUGCCCAAAACGGGACUGCCGGGUUCGAACACGCUCGAGGACCGGUCACCAACGGUUGGCUCUACCGACCGGAGGCACCCGAGGGAAAAAGAUUCACGGUCCUUGCUGCUUCAACAAUUCCUCGAAUGUAUCAUUCUACUGCGAUUGUUCUUCCCGAUGGUCGGAUCCUGGUCGCCGGUAGCAACUCCAACUACGGCUACCAUUUCCAUGGUGUACCGUUCCCCACAGAACUCCGGGUGGAAGCAUACAUUCCUUAUUAUCUGCACCCACAUUAUGAUCGGAGAAGGCCCAAGAUUACUUUUUUAUCAGCCAGAGAGAUUCAGUACGGGGGUAGAUUCAUUGUCCGUUUUUCUCUUAUUCUGAGGCCCAGUCCCAAUGUUCUGUUCCAUGCCUACGCCCCUCCGUUCACAACACACACAGUGGCCAUGAAUCAGAGAAUGCUGUCGCUGGCUGCAACGAAAAUUGUGAAAGGUGCGAAGGGGUACGUGGUGGGUUUGACGGCGCCGCCAAGCCCAGUGGCGGCUCCUUCGGGUUAUUACUUGCUCACCGUCGUCAAUGCAGGCAUUCCCAGCGAGGCCGAGUGGAUUCGUUUCAUUAAUUAGCAACAAAAGCACUGGAAUUUUAGUCUCUCUGCUGCCACAGGGACUCUAGGAAAA